Molecule: messenger RNA, 291 nt
Organism: Notechis scutatus (mainland tiger snake)
Lineage: Eukaryota; Metazoa; Chordata; Lepidosauria; Squamata; Elapidae
Source: RefSeq, a predicted model, not a curated record
GCAGCAGCAGCAGCAGCCACCAUGCUGCCCGGGGUGGGCGUGUUCGGCACCAGCCUGACCGCCCGGGUCAUCAUCCCGCUUCUAAAGGACGAGGGCUUCGCGGUCAAGGCGCUCUGGGGCCGCACUCAGGAAGAGGCGGAAGAGCUGGCCAAGGAGAUGAGCGUCCCCUUCUACACCAGCCGCAUAGACGAGGUCCUGCUGCAUCAGGAUGUGGAUUUGGUCUGCAUCAACCUGCCGCCUCCCCUCACCAGGCAGAUCGCGGUGAAAACUCUGGGUGAUUGAGAAGAAUGU